Molecule: messenger RNA, 2034 nt
Organism: Cladophialophora psammophila CBS 110553
Lineage: Eukaryota; Fungi; Ascomycota; Eurotiomycetes; Chaetothyriales; Herpotrichiellaceae
Exons: 3
Coding region: 1-2034 (677 amino acids)
Biological process (GO): DNA-templated transcription
Cellular component (GO): nucleus
Molecular function (GO): DNA binding; zinc ion binding
Source: RefSeq, a predicted model, not a curated record
AUGGAGACGCGAUUCCGGAUAAACAGUCGCACCCACAAACCCAGUGAGGGUUCGUAUGUGGACGCCUUCUCUAAGGCGCCCGACUUCAGUGUGCAAGAUUACCAGUCCGCAAAGGCAGAGACAUGGAGCCCCGACCUGGCUUGUUUCGGCUAUUCCAACGUCAACGUCCAUAAUUCACUGGGCAUCGUCAAGAAAUUAGAGAAUCUGGAGUUGGGAAGCACGCCUCAACCGUCGCAGAAGCAGAGGGACGUGUCGUUGUGCCAGGCCGCCUACGACAUCUACAAGUCCGUGCUCAAACUAUUGCCAUGUUCGGCCUGCGUCAGAGAUUUGGUCGAGGUUUUCUUCGACGAGGUCAACUGGCAGUAUACCAUCCUCGACCGGAACUAUUUCACGGUCAAACUAGAGGAAUACUACCACCAGCCCACCUCACCCCUUUACCAAGCUGAACGGACGUUUCCUUCGGAGAGGCUGAUAUUCUCGGCCCUGCUCUUUCAGGUGCUGGCCUGCGCCUUACAGUUCCUCCCCGCAGGUCACGCUGAAAACCUGCACACGUUCUGUAUCAAAGGGAUUGUUGUGGAGGGAGAUGGACCGUCCGACGACCCUACGAUGCGACUCUUGGGCUUGCUCCCGAAGAAUGUCAUCAACUUGGACUACAUAGCAGCACAGAUUCUGCGUACUGCCUGGCUCAAGAACCGUGGCAUGAUUGCCGAAGCGUGGCAUAUCAUUGCCCAGGCAACCAUCAACGCGCAAGAGAUUGGUCUCCAUCGCGACGACGGGAAACUAUACGCCAGUGAUGCAGAGAGCGCCUGCGUAGAGCUAUGGGACAUUGUGCUACGGCGUCGUCUGAUGGUGAACCUUUACCUCUGGGACAGUCAAAUGGGCAUGGUUCUAGGCAAGCCGCUGAACUUCAAGGCCAACGACUAUACGAUAGUGCCGCCGACAGACUGCGAGAUCCCCAGAAAUCGGAGGUCUACUGCACCCUUUGAAAGGAGCGACUACGAGAAACCGAAUACCUUCACGGUGCGAUUGCUGGAGUACCACAUGCACAAGCAGCUCCCACAGGUCCGAGAGUUAGAGCUAGAAGGCCCAUAUCCGCGUGACUAUGGCAAGGUAGAGCGUCUUCACCAGGGGGCUCUUGAUUAUAUCGCUACCAUCCCAGCGAUCUACCGGUUUGAGAACCCGGACACAUCAUUCGACGAAGAUUGUCCCAUGCUGGCAUCACAACGGGAGUUCUUCUGCGCCACCAUAUGGCUGUUCAUCCUCCUGCUUCACAGACCUUAUAUCUUUUCGAUUGCCAAGAGUCGGACCGAGAUCAUGACAGCGGCCAUCCACAUGUUGGACGCCCAGCAGAGAUUUUUCGACAGCCUCUCUCCGCAUCACUACAAGAUGUUCACGCUUGCGUAUUUGACCGUGGAACCUUGUGUCUCCAUGCUGGCUGUGUUGAUCGCCUUCCCGCACGAAAAUGCAGAGUUGGUCCCCGAGGCCUUUAGAAGCAUACGAGAGUCCCUUUUCAGACUGAACACAAUCCGCAACACCAACAAAGUGGCUGGCCAGGGUGCGGACGUGAUUCGGAAUUUGCUACUUCGAGCGGAGAAGAAUCAACCAUCACCGGUCCCGACAUCCAAGUCCAACAGCCCUCGGUCUGAUGCACACUCUUCGGAACUGUUUGCGACGCCCGGCUCUCACGGGGCGGCUCCCUUUUACCCGGUGACACAGCCCCCGCAACAACAGCCAGCAUUAUUCUGCGGGAAUACUUCAUUUGGCGACAUGCCGGAUUGGAGCACGCCCUUUCAGCAAACGCCUUCAACCGCCCCUCCAGCCAGCUCUGGGUAUGCAUUUGACGGAACUCCUUUUCGACCGGUCGCAGACCUGACCUACAAUGAGCUGGCCAUUGCUCAGCCGUUUUCAAUGUCCGAAGGCAAUUUCAACGAGGGACCGGACCACGGCAGGGUUGGCACUGAGGGGCCACAGCAGUUUCGCGGCGACUUUGGUGAGGGCUCUUUCUGGAGUUUCGUCAAUAGAGGCUCUACCUAA